Molecule: messenger RNA, 1643 nt
Organism: Orbicella faveolata
Lineage: Eukaryota; Metazoa; Cnidaria; Anthozoa; Scleractinia; Merulinidae
Source: RefSeq, a predicted model, not a curated record
UCGUAUAUAUGAGCUUAAAGCCCAUACGUGACGUAUGUAAACUAGUAUACGCGACAGAAAAACCCGCGUAUACCCUGUCGUAAUUUUGAAACGAAUGGCCAACCAUAGAAAUUAGUGCAUGAAACGGGAAACUCGGACAAGUAGGCCUUUAGUCAGAGAAGCCAAAUGGAAAGAUUUGGUUUUAAAAAGGGGUCAGCGAUUUGAAUAAAAGCCACAGGAAGAUGACUAGUCACCCGUAUGCGAUUCCCUUAGCGGGACGCAUUAGGAAGAAUAGCUGUGCAUAUUUACAGACAUAUGCUGAGAGCUAAAAUGCAAAUAUAAUUUUCCAUGGAUCAUUGCGAUUCAGGUGGCUUGUUUUGACAUCCAAUACAAUGCGAUUCUUGUGCUACACCAGAAGAAAAAUCACUCACACUGAACAGAUAGAAUAGAGAUCAGGAGCAUUAAACUUCUGAAGGCCGUAACUAUGAAGAUCAUCUGUGCAGGACUUCUAAAAACGGGUACUAAAUCAAUCGCCAAAGCCUUGCGGCACCUUGGAUAUACGGUGUUUGACUGGGAAGAGCAAACGUUUGACUUCCUGGAUCACUGGGUUGAUGUUUUUCAAAAUGGCGCCAAACCUGAUGUGAAGAGAGUCUACCAGAAUGCUGAUGCAUGCAUCGAUUUUCCUGGAAACUUCAUCUUCGAGGAAAUACUGGAAACUUUCCCUGACUGCAAAGUAAUUUUGAGCGAGAGAGAGGAAGGUUCGUGGAUAGAAAGUGCGGUGCGUCAGUUGGAUUCAGUAAACGCUCUACGAUCCGAGGUUGUGUCCAUGUUAUCCCCAACAGCGAGGAAAAUGGUGUACGUUUAUGAUCCGUUCCAUAAUGCGGCCAUUGGAUCUUGUAAUACGAAGUCCACCUAUGUUAUAAGAAAGCGAUGUCGUAUCCACAACCACCGUGUAAAGUCCAUUGUUCCCGCUGACAAGCUGUUAGUGUACAAUGUGAAACAAGGAUGGAAGCCAUUGUGUGAUUUCUUGGAGUGCAAGGUCCCAACCAUUGCCUUCCCACAUGAAAAUAUCAAAGCUGAAAUUACUAAUACGGUCAUGAUGACCAGGUAUGGCAAGCAGGUGAAUCGGGAAUUUCGUAAUGGUGUUUUGAAAAUCGGUUUAUUUCUUGUAGUAAUUGUAGGAGUAUUUCUUGCCACCUUUUUUAAUCACUGAGCAUAACCUCAGAAUAGUAACAGUGACAUCUUUGGAAACUUUUCCAAUCCCGCUGAUACUUAUAUUUUCUUUUUUUUGGUUUGUUUUGAGACUCAACUCGAUAGUUAUAUACUGCAUACAUUGAGAGAGGCCAAGUAAGUAAUUUUGUUUGGUAUUUUCAAGUUCGUGAAGAAGACUGUCUAAAAACUUUAAGGCUCAGAGUUAAAUAAAUCGAUAAUUUUUAAGAUCGCUUUUUUUGUAUGAACUUGAAACUUUUAGUUUUCCUUCGGCUUCAAACUGCAACUUAAACUGUUUUCGCCUUCAGUUAACAGAGAAUUAGCAGAGAAUUCUGUUCAGUACAGAUAAUCAGUCACCUUGAUAACCAGUUUAUAGCACGAUACUAUUGGUGGUGGUCGUCUGACCCACGUUGCUAAUCGAAUUUGCUCAACACGCCUUAAGUCUGUCUCUUGAG